Cetraspora pellucida is the source of this 861-nucleotide messenger RNA. The record is from the annotation of a GenBank genome assembly. Lineage: Eukaryota; Fungi; Glomeromycota; Glomeromycetes; Diversisporales; Gigasporaceae.
AUGGCUACUCUUGAUCCUCCGAUUUAUCAUGCUUCGGUUAAUUCUACAUCGACUGAUUAUAUUUCGGUUAAUUCUACAACGUUUAAUACCACAUUAGGUGAUUUAAUAAUCUUUGCAAAUCAAAAUGAAAUCACUCUAAUUGGACUUUUUAUACCAAUUGCAUUUGCAAUGUUAAUGUACAUUUUUCGUCGAUGUGCUUGUAAAAAUGGACAAAACUUUGUCUAUUCUUAUUGCUUAUUGUUGGCUUAUGACUUUGCAUUUGAAGUUGCUUUUUUUAUCAAACAUUCACAUGUUAUUGAGGCAUUAUAUUUUCCCAGUAUGCUUUCUUGGGCUGUUCCGGCAUUCAUUAACUUUUUAGCUGGUCUAAUAAUUUUAUAUAAAACUUCAUAUAAUAAUUUCUUUAUAACGUUUUUAAGAAGUUUUAUUUGUGUUAUUGAUAUUCGAUUAUUACAAAUAUAUACUAAUCAAUAUCAAGAUGUUGUUCUUUGGUUCUCUGGUAUUAAUUUAUUAAUCGAAGAUAUUCCACAAUUAGUUAUUCAGAUAUUAUAUAAAACAAACACAUAUGGAUUUGAUAUCAUACCAUUUAUGAGUCUAAUAUUAUGCUCCAUUGUUAUAGUAAUUGGCUCAUUAUCACAUUUACAUAUAACUAUAGGUAAAUAUAAAACUAAAGAAACUGUUGAUAUUGAUAUUGAAACUGUUGAUGUUGAGAAGAGAGAUAGUGAGGAGAAAGAUAGUGAGGAGAAAGAUAGUGAGAAGAAAGAUAGCAAGAAGAAAGAUAGUAAGAAAAAAGAUAGUAAGAGAAAAGAUAGUAAGAGAAGAGAUAGUUCCGAUACUUUUAACGAAGAGUGGGGGAUGAUAUAG